This is a messenger RNA of Poecilia latipinna (sailfin molly), 7140 nucleotides long. RefSeq names its product plasma membrane calcium-transporting ATPase 1-like. Gene Ontology annotation, biological process: regulation of cytosolic calcium ion concentration; calcium ion transmembrane transport. Gene Ontology annotation, molecular function: ATP hydrolysis activity; PDZ domain binding; P-type calcium transporter activity. The coding region runs from base 1001 to 4513 and encodes 1170 amino acids. NCBI's taxonomy places the organism in Eukaryota, Metazoa, Chordata, Actinopteri, Cyprinodontiformes, Poeciliidae. Gene Ontology annotation, cellular component: plasma membrane; intracellular membrane-bounded organelle. The record is from RefSeq and is a predicted model, not a curated record. The transcript is spliced from 20 exons.
UCAACCAUUUGCAUCAACCCAGCCAACCUUCCCCACCUUCAAAACAAACAGAAAGAGGACCAGAGGCUGCAACCCUCCUGCACCUUAAAUUAAAGGUUAGCGCAACAUGAAGCUCGGUUAAGGUGAGCAGGUCAACUGGGGGUUUGACUCCUCUCUCAUAACUGGUUAAACUCCCUGAAUGUGGACUAGUUUCGCUUCCCCCCAGCCUGAACUUGCUGUCCCGGUCCAGAUGUGCUUCGGUUCGGUUCGGUCCGUGCCCCUGGUUUCUGUUUCUUGAUCUAAUUAACUCCAGGAGCCACCUUAAAAAGCGGGCAGGGUGAUCCCGGCCUGGCCCCGCCUCUCGCAGCUCGUGCGGCAGACGUCGCUCCGGCAGUUUUCCCGGGUCUCUCUCUGGAUGUAGACGUUGUCGGAACCUACCGAGUCCGAAACCCAACAGCACCGCUGCGAACUGGCUCCAUUUACUGGAUCUGAAGUGCCAGGAGUGGGGAGGUGACUUUUUUUCAGCCCCUCCUUAUCGAUUCUUUUCUGGAUUCGGUUCGUUUUCGCCCCCAGGACCAGAGUCUGGUCUCCGCUGAAGAAGGAACUGGUUUCAACGUCGGGACGAAGACCAGUUGGAGGUCCCCCCCCCUUCCUCCUCCUCCUCCUCCUCCUCCUCCUCUUCUUCCUCCCCGCUGCUCGGAGGUUGUUCCACCGCGGAGCCCUGUUGGGAGAUGAACCAGCCCCAGUAAGGACUCUGCCCCGCGGUUCGGACUCAGUAGCAGGACGUGAUUUGGACCAGAACUCGCCUGUUGAAGAGUGGCAACAUGUUUACUUCCUGGUUUCCAUGGUGAUCAGAGGGAGCAUGCUUGUCCACGCCUGGAUCUAAGCUCAGCGUUCGUCUCCUGCAGCCGCCUCCAGAGGGGAGAAGACCUAGCAGUCCAGAACCGCGACCCGCCAGAACCGACCGCACCCAGAACCCGUCAGCCAGCCCAGACAGAGGAGGAGCGCCAGUGGCACCGACAUGGCCAACAACACAGCCGACCACCCUCCGGGGAACUCAGUGGCCGAGGGCGGCCAUGACGGUGACUUCGGAAUCAGCAUGCAGGAGCUGAUGGGCCUGAUGGAGCUGCGGAGCGCCGAGGCUGUCGGAAAGAUCCAGGACGGUCACGGAGAUGUGCAGAACAUCUGCCGCAAGCUCAAAACCUCGCCCAUCGAAGGUCUGUCUGGAAACCCGGCCGAUCUAGAAAAGCGCCACGCUGCGUUCGGGAAGAACUUCAUCCCUCCCAAGAAGCCCAAGACGUUCCUGCAGCUGGUGUGGGAGGCGCUGCAGGACGUCACACUGAUCAUCCUGGAGAUUGCCGCCAUCAUCUCCCUGGGCCUGUCCUUCUACCAUCCACCAGGGGGCAAUGCUGAAGCAUGUGGCCAGGCUGCGGGCGGCGUGGAGGACGAGGGAGAGGCGCAGGCCGGCUGGAUCGAGGGCGCCGCCAUCUUGUUCUCUGUCAUCAUUGUGGUUCUGGUCACGGCCUUCAACGAUUGGUCCAAGGAGAAGCAGUUCCGCGGCCUCCAGAGCCGCAUCGAGCAGGAGCAGAAGUUCACCGUCAUCCGCAAGGGCCAGGUGAUCCAGAUCCCCGUGGCCGAGAUCGUGGUGGGAGACAUCGCUCAGAUCAAGUACGGAGACCUGCUUCCCACCGACGGCAUCCUUAUCCAAGGCAACGACCUGAAGCUGGAUGAGAGCUCUCUGACCGGAGAGUCGGAUCAGGUCCGGAAGUCCCUGGACAAAGACCCCAUGCUGCUGUCCGGGACUCAUGUGAUGGAAGGCUCGGGCAGGAUGGUGGUGUCAGCCGUUGGCCUCAACUCCCAGACCGGCAUCAUCUUCACCCUGCUGGGCUCCAGUGAGCACGACGACGAGAAGAAAGUCAAAAAAGGUAAAAAACAAGGACCCCCCGAAAAUCGCAACAAAGCCAAGACCCAAGACGGCAUCGCGCUGGAGAUCCAGCCGCUGAAGAGCGAGGAGGCCACCGAGUCGGAGGAGAAGGAGGAGGUGAAGCAGGUCAAGAAGGUCAACGUGACCAAGAAGGAGAAGUCUGUUCUGCAGGGCAAGCUGACCCGGCUGGCGGUCCAGAUCGGCAAGGCUGGUCUGUUCAUGUCCGCCCUCACCGUCAUCAUCCUCAUUCUCUACUUCGUCAUCCACACGUUCGCCAUCCAGGGCCACACCUGGAUGGCCGAGUGCACGCCCAUCUACAUCCAGUACUUCGUCAAGUUCUUCAUCAUCGGCGUGACAGUUCUGGUGGUGGCGGUUCCCGAGGGGCUGCCGCUCGCCGUCACCAUCUCUCUGGCCUAUUCUGUCAAGAAGAUGAUGAAGGACAACAACUUGGUGCGCCACCUGGACGCCUGCGAGACAAUGGGCAACGCCACGGCCAUCUGCUCAGACAAGACGGGCACGCUGACCAUGAACCGCAUGACCGUGGUGCAGGCGUACAUCGGAGACACGCACUACAGGACGGUCCCGGAACCCGACGCCAUCAACCCGGGAACGCUGGACACGCUGGUCAACAGUAUCUCUGUCAACUCCGCCUACACCACCAAGAUCCUGCCUCCAGAGAAGGAAGGCGGCCUCCCGCGCCAUGUCGGCAACAAGACGGAGUGCGCCCUGCUGGGUCUGGUGCUGGACCUGAAGAGGGACUACCAGCCAAUCAGAGAUGAGAUCCCAGAGGAAAAGAUGUACAAGGUUUACACGUUCAACUCCUCCCGCAAGUCCAUGAGCACGGUACUGCGGAACGCUGAUGGAGGCUUCCGGAUGUACAGCAAAGGAGCGUCGGAGAUCGUCCUGAGGAAAUGCUCCCGGAUCCUAGACGCCAAGGGUCAGCCCCGUGUAUUCAAGACCAAAGACCGAGACGAGAUGGUGAAGAAGGUGAUCGAGCCGAUGGCAUGCGAAGGGCUGCGGACCAUCUGCGUGGCGUACCGGGACUUCCCUGCCGAGGCCGGGGAACCCAACUGGGACAACGAGAACGACAUCCUGAACGAGCUGACCUGCAUCACUGUGGUGGGCAUCGAGGACCCCGUCAGACCCGAGGUACCCGCGGCUAUCGCUAAGUGCCAGCGGGCGGGAAUCACUGUGCGCAUGGUAACCGGGGACAACAUCAAUACAGCCCGCGCCAUCGCCACCAAGUGCGGCAUCCUGCUGCCAGGAGAGGAGUUCCUCUGUCUGGAGGGCAAAGAGUUCAACACGCAGAUCAGGAACGACAAGGGAGAGGUUGAACAGGAGCGUCUGGACAAAGUCUGGCCCAAACUUCGGGUUUUGGCACGUUCAUCGCCGACAGAUAAACACACCCUGGUUAAAGGAAUCAUCGACAGCACGGUGGCAGAAACCCGACAGGUGGUGGCUGUGACGGGAGAUGGCACCAACGAUGGCCCUGCCCUCAAGAAAGCCGAUGUCGGCUUUGCCAUGGGCAUCGCCGGUACCGACGUGGCUAAGGAAGCCUCCGACAUCAUCCUGACCGACGAUAACUUCACCAGCAUCGUGAAGGCCGUUAUGUGGGGCAGGAAUGUCUACGACAGCAUCUCCAAGUUCCUGCAGUUCCAGCUGACUGUCAACGUGGUGGCCGUGAUCGUGGCCUUCACCGGCGCCUGCAUCACCCAGGACUCCCCUCUGAAGGCCGUGCAGAUGCUGUGGGUCAACCUCAUCAUGGACACGCUGGCGUCCCUCGCCCUGGCCACCGAGCCGCCCACCGAGUCGCUGCUGCUACGCAAACCCUACGGCCGCGACAAGCCCCUCAUCUCCCGGACCAUGAUGAAGAACAUUCUGGGCCACGCUGUAUUCCAGCUCAUCAUCAUCUUCACUCUGCUGUUUGCAGGGGAAAAGUUAUUCGACAUCGACAGCGGCCGCAACGCUCCGCUGCACUCCCCGCCGUCUGAACACUACACCAUCGUCUUCAACGUGUUCGUGAUGAUGCAGCUCUUCAAUGAGAUCAACGCCAGGAAGAUCCACGGCGAGAGGAACGUGUUCGAGGGCGUGUACAAGAACCCCAUCUUCUGCAGCGUGGUCCUGGGCACCUUCGCCCUGCAGAUCAUCAUCGUUCAGUUCGGAGGGAAGCCGUUCUCCUGCGCGCCGCUCACCAUCGACCAGUGGCUGUGGUGCGUCUUCGUGGGAAUGGGCGAGCUGCUGUGGGGACAGCUGAUCUCGGCCAUCCCGACCCACCACCUGAAGUUCCUGAAGGAAGCGGGCCAUGGCAUCACCAAGGAGGAGAUCCACAAGGAAGAGCUGACGGAGGACACGGACGAGAUCGACCACGCAGAGAUGGAGCUGCGGCGAGGCCAGAUCCUCUGGUUCCGAGGGCUCAACCGGAUCCAGACCCAGAUUAAGGUGGUGAAUGCAUUCCGUAGUUCCAUCUUCGAGAUGGAGAGUCCACAUUCCCGUAGCUCCAUCCAUAGUUUCAUGGCCCAUCCUGAGUUUUUGCCGCAUUCUGAGGAGGAGGCGGCGCCUCGGUGCAGCACCAUUGAGGAGAACAGCGACGCAAUCAAGGAACUUCAAUGAUCCUCGGCGAAGGAGAAGCACCUGGCAGCAAGGAGCUCCUCCUCCCUCCCCUCCUCUUCAUCACCUCCACCAGCUGGGUUGUUGCUCUGAGGAGGGCCAUCAUGACUCACCCUCUCCUCAGCACACAUCCUCGCCCCACGCUGUCUCCAUCCUGACUGUGAUGUUGUUCAGUUUGUUCCUCCAUCACCUCCAUCCCAUCAGCUGGGGGCGGAGCCUCCUCACCAGGAACAUCUGCUUCUCGUUUAGACUCCCUCAGUUCACUUAUAGAAAUCUUCCUCCCCUUUUCACCUCUGCAUGCUGCAGUGCAUUGUGGGAAGGAAGUUUGUUCGCUUCCCAACACGGCAGCAUCCAGAGACGACCCGCUCUCCGACCUUGUCCCGUCUGAGCCGGGUUCCGUUUCCCCCUACCCCGGUUUAUCCGCAGCGUUUGUUUUAACCUGAUGCAUGUUUUGAUUUCCUGUUGAGUCGCAUGAUGGCCGUGAGUCCAGCGUUUGGACGCGUCUCUGUUCAGAGCUCCAUGAUCUUCCUGCUUGUCCCACGUUGGAGAACCUGAAGGAACCUGCAGAUCUUCUGCUGUUUCGCCGCGACAUGGUCGGCUCUGUUGAUCACUACCGUCGCAUUAAACACUAAGCGUUUCGUUUCGCUCCCCUCUGAUGGGGACGCCGGCGCCGAUCGGCCCAUCUGAGCUGCACCGGAUCAGGUUAAACUUAAAGGGGUAGUAUUAAGUAUUUUCCAGGCACACAGUGCCAUUUUAUAGCUCAAUCAAGUAACUAUUGUACCUUCACUUAUAAAAGUGCUGUAUAUAUCAAACAUGACUUAAAAUAAAUUUCUUUACAAUUUAACUCCUUGAAAUUGGGACUCUGUCACUUUUAGAAGCUCUUCCUCUUUCUGACACUUUCCACUUGGAGUCUCUGCUCUGCGAGGAAAAAGCAGCGCUCAGUUAAACUACACACUUCUUCACCCAUAGUGGUUGCCAGGCAGAUUAAAGGAUUUCUCAAACAUGCAUGAAAGAAUCAAGGCAACACUCCAGGUAUGUUUUUGAUGAAGAAAUAACAUAACCUGAUGUACAGCUCAAAAUUUUACAUAAUACCCCCCCUUUAAAAAUUACGGAAAAAAUCAGAACUAAUUUCAAACACCAGCGUGUUUAGCGUUUGGCCCACUUUUCCUGCUCUGCGUGAUGGAGGCCUGGCUGGAGCUCCACCUCGCCAUCACAGAAGCCCGCCCCCUCAGGCAGCUGAAAGAAGCUUCCUCUGCUCCCCUGUCAUCACACACUAAGGAGUUUAAACAUUCAGAGCGAGCUGACUGCAGUACUGAUCCGUUGGUUGGAUCAAUGCAGGAAGUUCACUGGAAGUGGAGCCAUGAACAGAGUCAGAAUGAGGCUGCAGACACAGACUGCCAGAGCGCAAAGCUUUUAAAGCCAGUAAUGGACAGUAGGCUCAGUGUCUGCAGCUACAAGCUCCUGGCUCCCUCGUCGUCAGGCCUUCCUGGACUGCCCAGGUCAUUUGUCGCCAGGAGCUCAUGGAUCGCCCAAUGCCAGAAAGUCCUGGGUUUUCCGCCGCCAGGUGCUCUUGGGUUGUUUGCCCUCAGGCACUCCCAGAUCGAUCCAUUGGGCUUUGCUAGAUCGUUCUCCGCCAGGUGCUCCCAGAUUGCUCGCCGCUGAGCGCUCCUGGAGCUCCUGAGUCGUCUGCCGUCGUUUCGCUUUCCUCGUUUGUCUGAUUUUCGAUGAGCUGUCAGUGACAUCACACGGCCAGCAGCGGAGCCGGCGUCUGCUCAUCACCAUCACCGUUACCCCGGCGACACCGCUCCGCCCUGCUGUGUUGGACAGGCGUCAGUGUGGAGGCCACACUGAGGUUUAUAGGAGACUGAUGAUGUCACCAGUUGCCCUGUAGAGUUGAAUCCACUGUGUCCCCGCCGCUUCCCGCAGCGGCGCGUCCGAUCCCUUCAAACAGCCGUCGGCCUCUCCCGACGGAGGCGAUGUGCUACUACUGCCAUAUUUUCCAUGACUUGGUUAAUCUUUUCCCCUCGACAAGCUUUUUCUAAGUACUCAGAGCCAUAUUUUCUAGGAUGUUGUUUUCCGUCAUUAUUCCAGAGGCCCCACCCUGCCCUCCGAACACGACCAAAAAUCGAGGAGAAACUCUUCAGUUGUCACUGCCGAACCGUGUUUGAAGGACCUCUCCGAUGUUUACAUGAGAAGCGGUUUGACCCCCCUCAUCUGUUCCUCUCCUCAAUCUUACCGUUUAACUGAGUAGGAAACCUUUCUUGCAUGGUGUUCAUAUAAAAUUCAAUGUUUUGUUCAUUUUUUACAAUUCUUCUGUAUUUUUAUAUUGAGUACUUUUUAAUAUUUUGCAGAUGUAUGAAUCUGUGUACAGGCUGAGGAGUUUGGUGAGCGUUCAGAACCUGAAUGAUAGGAAUCUGCCGUGGACUCUGUUUUUACAGCUCCCAAUGUUCUGCCACGUGUGGCGUCCGAGUCACCUGACGUUAGGGCUCCCAAACCUGCAGUGACUUGUCUACUUCCUGUUGGCUGUUCACUUCCCAUCAGCCCCUCUGGCUCCAGUUUGGUUUCUUUGUUGUAAUGGUUCUGACUUGGUUUGAGUCCAACAUUAAACAGGAAUGUAUCGUUAUUCCUCC